AUGCCAUUCACACAUCGUAUUUUAGUUUUCAUCGCUGCAAUAGGAUUGGUGGUCACAUUUUGGCAAGGUCCAGCAGUUUCGGCAUGGUUGGCAUAUCAUAGUAAAAGUCUCUCAUCACAGCAAUUAUUCAGCUCCAGCUCUCUCGAUGAGAUCAUUCAAAGAAGAGUUGUUGCAGUGGCAGAUUUGCAUGGUGAUUUGGAACAUGCACAUAACGUCUUGCGAAUGGCACAUUUGAUCGAUAAUGAGGAUGUGCCAAAUUGGAUAGGAGGUCAUGACGUUCUCGUUAGUACGGGUGAUAUUGUCGAUCGAGGAGAUGAUACGAUUGCACUUUAUCAAAUGUUUCAAAGGUUACGACAGCAAGCUCGAUCACAAGGUGGUGAUGUGUUGAACUGUAUCGGAAAUCACGAAAUGAUGAACGCUCUGAUGGAUUGGAGAUAUGUAACAAAAGGCGAUUUGAAGAGCUUCGGAGGAGCAAAAGCAAGAAGGCAUAUCAUGUCUACCGAUGGUUGGAUAGGACAAGAUUGGACAUCAAACUUUUCCAUAUCCCACACGAUCGAGCUCUUGUCACCCUCUCAUCUUCCUCCGUCGUUAUCGAAAGCGUACAGCGUUCCUAGAGCAAGCUUUGUACAUGGCGGCAUUCAUCCAAAGUGGGCAGCUUUAGGCCUUUCACACAUUAACCAAGUAGGUCAUAGCUUAUUGGUAAAAGCACUUUCCAAUCCUAAACCUCAAGGUUGGCUACCGGACGGCACAACGAAAGAAGAGACUGAAUUUUAUGGUGAAAAUGGUCCGCUAUGGUAUCGUGGUUAUGCACUUGACGAAGAAAAAGCCGUUUGCAAUGAAGCGGACAAAGCACGAAUAGAUUUAGGCGUACGACAUCUGGUUAUGGGACAUACUCCUCAUCUUUCAGGCUUUGUCAUUCGUUGUUCAGGCAGCGUUUUGUUGAUUGAUACCGGCAUAUCACGUGCUUAUGGUGGAGAACAAUCAGCUUUGAUCUUUGAUACUUCUGUUCAGCCAAUUCAGGGGAAAGACGUCUGGGAGGAAAAGUCAACGAUCACUGCUCUGUAUAAAGGCCGCAUGCCAAAGAUUAUCGAUUCAAAAGUACGUCAUAUUGAGGUGUGA
Molecule: messenger RNA, 1119 nt
Organism: Meira miltonrushii
Lineage: Eukaryota; Fungi; Basidiomycota; Exobasidiomycetes; Exobasidiales; Brachybasidiaceae
Product: Metallo-dependent phosphatase
Exons: 1
Coding region: 1-1119 (372 amino acids)
Molecular function (GO): hydrolase activity
Source: RefSeq, a predicted model, not a curated record